AUGGUGAUAGAUGCAAAUGAAGCUCUUCUUGCUAAGUCCUACAAUGAAGCAUAUGAAAUUCUUGAAAGGAUCUCCAACAACAAUUAUCAGUGGUCAAAUACUAAAGCACCUAUCGAGAGAAGAAUACUUAGAGUUCAUGAAGUAGACGCACUUACAUCUUUGGGAAACCAAGUGAUACAAGUCACAAAAGCCCAAAUUCUUGAAGGUUUUUGGAAAAUGUCUAAAGGUGAUAUUGACCAUAAUGAUGUCUAUGACAUGUUUCAAAAACUCCAACAACAAUUAGAUGAACAUGAUGCCACACUUCGAACAUUGAGUACCACUUUCAAUGAGGUGAGAUUGAAUCAAGAUCCUCAUUAUCGGGAUCCAAUCAACGAAGAUAGGGAUAACCAGCCCCAUAGGCGCGGCCCUCGACGUGUCCCUAGAAUGGAUGAUGAUUUUCAUGAUCGUGGGCAACCUUCUUUGGCAAAACCAAAGAGCGAGCAGCAACGAGAACAUCUCUUUCAUACUCGCUGCCAUGUACAAGGUAAGCUUUGUAGAGUUAUUAUUGAUGGUGAAAGUUGCUCGAACAUAGCCAGCACGACGAUGGUGGAAAAGCUUUGCUUAACCGCUACCAAGCAUCCACAACCUUAUCAACUACAAGGGCUUAGCAACGAAGGCCAAUUUAAGGUCACUCAACAAGUGCGCAUUGCCUUUUCUAUCGGUAAGUAUCAAGACGAAGUUGUGUGCGAUGUAGUGCCUAUGCAAGCCUGCCAUUUGUUGCUAGGAGAACCAUGGCAACUGGAUCGAAAGGUCACUCACGAUGGUCGUACAAAUAGGUUCCCGAAAGACCGAAAGAUAACUUUCAACUUCAAUACCUCUCAAAUGAAAGACGCUUUCAAACGAUCAACAUAGGCAAAGAUAAAAUCACACUACAUGAGCCCGAAGAGCUUCGACUACACUAUGCCCCCGAUGAGCGAAGGUUUGUAUUAAAUGGAAAAGGUAAAUCGACCCUUAUUAUUCUGCUCAUAAGGUGGACUCAAUUGCCAUUAGUCCCGU
This is a messenger RNA of Gossypium raimondii (Peruvian cotton), 1035 nucleotides long. RefSeq lists its product as uncharacterized. The record is from RefSeq and is a predicted model, not a curated record. The transcript is spliced from 3 exons. Bases 1 to 891 code for a protein of 296 amino acids. NCBI's taxonomy places the organism in Eukaryota, Viridiplantae, Streptophyta, Magnoliopsida, Malvales, Malvaceae.